AUGGGUGUCGAAGUGGGAGCAGCGAGCAGAGUCCUGUUCCUGUGGCUGGCCUGCUCGCUCCAACUCGUCGCAGACGCCACAAGCCUCCACCGCGCCCUGCAGCCCUACCCCGUGUUCAGCCAGGGUCUGUCCUCCCGAGCCACGUCCUACGGCGCAGGAUCCCCCCAGCAGUCCUCCUUCGCCCAAGAAUACUCCGCCCUGGACCCCUUCUGCGGCGCUCCUGACGGCCUCUUCCCCCACGACUGGGACUGUCAGCAGUUCUUCUCGUGCUCCAAUGGGCGGGGGUGCCUCAUGACCUGUCCGCGUGGCACCAUCUUCCACAGGCUGCUCAACGUGUGUGUUUGGCCCCAUCAGGCAUCUUGCGUCACGAAGCCAGGGUCCGUCCCCUCCACCUGGCCGCCCCUGAGGAAGUGCUCUGAGAUCCAGGCAGGUGGUACUCAGGCUCCCCCGAAGCCGCCCAAGCCACCUGUCCCCAACUCCACCUAAGCCGCCACUCCCACCCCCACGCAGC
This is a messenger RNA of Penaeus vannamei (Pacific white shrimp), 511 nucleotides long. Lineage: Eukaryota; Metazoa; Arthropoda; Malacostraca; Decapoda; Penaeidae. The record is from RefSeq and is a predicted model, not a curated record.